GAAACGAGGGCUUUGCUUUGGGGGGCUUUUGGGCCUUUUGAAUAAAGGAAGAAAAACAAAAACGAGGGCUUCUUCUUUCCUCCCUUUGGAAGGUUUUGGCCCUCUUUCUUUCCCUCUUUCUUUCUCGGCAGCGCAGCGAUCGCCACCGGCGGAAUGGAAUGGAUCAUCCGGGGAAGACCGCUUGAAUCGAUUUCUUGGAUUGUAACGCGCGCAUCACUGUUGCUGUAGCUCCCCCAUCGGUCUCUUCAUUACUUACGCCACUAACAACAAGAUCUAGGAGGCAUCGUACAGCGACUUAGCGGCGUGGUGUGUGGCCUUGCGAGUCCCUUUCAUCCAGAGGUAGGCGAUCCAUCCAGUCGGGGCUAGCGGCUUCUUGUGGCCUGGCGGGGCUUGUAGUUAAUUUGGUAGAUGGGCGCGACGAGUUGGUUAGUGGGUUCUUCCGUUUGUGGCCCCUCGUCUCCGGCAUUCUCUCGUCCCAGCUUCCAUGACGCCAGGAUUUCACGCGCGGCCGCCACGCUCGUCCGCGCAACUCCAAAUUCACGCCCUCCCUGCCUCCAUCCUCGACGCCUGCUGCUACUCAAUGCCACUCCUGCCGAUCGCAGCAGCAGUACUAGCACUAGCACGGAUGAUGAUGAGCACCAAGGAGGCUACGAGGGAUCACCGUCGGGAACUUGCGACCCUCUGUGCUCGGUGGAUGACAUGAGCUCGCUCGAGUAUGAGGCCAACUACAAGCCCAAGACGGAUCUGUUCAAGGCUUUCGCCAUUGGUGCUGCUGUUCUUGCUGGCGUUGCUGUCAUCAACCAGUCUUGGGUGGCAGAAAAUCAGAAUUUAGCCCUGGUGAUUGUUUUCGUAGCAGGCUACGCGGGAAUAGUUUUUGAGGAGUCUCUUGCAUUUAACAAGAGCGGAGUUGGCCUGUUGAUGGCUGUUACAUUGUGGGUGAUAAGAAGCCUCGGGGCCGACUCCCCCGACGUCGCUGCGGAGGAGCUCUCAAAGUCGUCCGAGGAAGUUAGCGAGCUCGUCUUUUUUCUUUUGGGAGCAAUGACGAUCGUGGAGCUCGUCGACGCGCACCAAGGCUUCAAGCUUGUCACAGAUUCCAUAAGCACACGAAACCCGCGCACACUCUUCUGGGUGAUAGGCAUUAUCACCUUCUUCUUGAGCUCCAUCCUGGACAAUCUCACGUCAACUAUUGUGAUGGUGUCCCUCUUGCGCAAACUCGUCCCCGACCCGGAGCAAAGGAAGCUACUCGGCGCCGUAGUUGUCAUUGCUGCGAAUGCAGGUGGUGCCUGGACGCCUAUUGGUGAUGUUACGACCACCAUGCUUUGGAUCCAUGGACAGAUCUCAACAGUGAAAACGAUGCAGGGUUUAUUCAUUCCGUCGGCUGUAUCUCUAGCUGUUCCCUUGCUCUUGAUGUCUGUUUCGAGCGAGGAAUUUCGCAAAGAAGCACCUCCGGAGCCAGUCAUGUCUAGCGAGCAAAUGGCUCCUCGAGGGAAGCUUGUCCUCGCGGUAGGAGUGGGAGCUUUACUGUUCGUGCCCGUGUUCAAAGCACUCACGGGCUUACCACCUUACGUCGGGAUGCUCUUCGGACUGGGAGUCCUCUGGAUUCUGACGGAUGCCAUUCACUAUGGUGACGAGAAUCGCCAGAAGCUUAAAGUGCCGCAGGCACUGUCGCGAAUUGACACUCAAGGCGUCCUGUUCUUCCUGGGAAUCCUUCUCUCCGUGGGAAGCUUGCAAUCCGCUGGUGUUCUCCAAGACCUGGCGACGUUCCUAAACUCCCACAUCCCGGGAGUGGAACUCAUUGCUACUGCCAUCGGUUUUGCAUCAGCCAUCAUCGACAACGUUCCACUGGUUGCAGCCACCAUGGGAAUGUACGACGUGUCCUCCUAUCCCAUGGACUCGGAGCUGUGGCAGCUCAUCGCUUUCUGCGCCGGGACUGGCGGUUCAAUGCUCAUCAUCGGCUCCGCAGCUGGUGUUGCUUUCAUGGGGAUGGAAAAGGCUGACUUCUUCUGGUACUUUAAGAAGGUGAGUGGCUAUGCGCUCGCUGGCUACGUUGCAGGCAUCGCCGCCUACUUGGCCGUCAACCAUCAACCCGUGGCAAUGCUCAGUUCCGCCAUUCAAGACGUACCAGCGAUCAUGUAAAAGCUUACGAAACUUUGAUACAGACACAUUUAAGCGA
This is a messenger RNA of Selaginella moellendorffii, 2173 nucleotides long. Its product is annotated as sodium/proton antiporter 2. Gene Ontology annotation, cellular component: membrane. Gene Ontology annotation, biological process: sodium ion transport; transmembrane transport. Bases 409 to 2136 code for a protein of 575 amino acids. The record is from RefSeq and is a predicted model, not a curated record. NCBI's taxonomy places the organism in Eukaryota, Viridiplantae, Streptophyta, Lycopodiopsida, Selaginellales, Selaginellaceae. Gene Ontology annotation, molecular function: antiporter activity. The transcript has 10 exons.